Molecule: messenger RNA, 1113 nt
Organism: Diversispora eburnea
Lineage: Eukaryota; Fungi; Glomeromycota; Glomeromycetes; Diversisporales; Diversisporaceae
Source: the annotation of a GenBank genome assembly
AUGGCACAUAACUCUCUUGAACUAUCACCAGCACCCACCAAAGCUAAUCUAAGAGCUUGGUGGAGACAAUUCACAGCCAAGAAUGGUAGUAGGGAUGAAAAAGAUAGAGCAAUAUUUGGAGUUAAUCUCACGGAAGGAUUAGAAUAUGCCAAAGUACCUAUAUGCAUGGCUGAACCGGACGGAACUCAAAAUGAAUAUGGAUAUAUACCGACAAUUGUAGCUAAAUGUGGAAAGUUUUUGAAAGAAAAAGGAAUAUUUCGUUUAAGUGGGUCGGCUAAAAGGAUAAGGGAAUUACAAACAAUUUUUGAUUCACCUCCAUUAUAUGGAAAGACAUUAACCUGGGAGGGAUAUUCAGUUCAUGAUGCGGCAAACGUAUUACGGAGAUAUUUAAAUCAUUUACCAAAUCCUGUAAUUCCACUUCAUUGGUAUGAAGCAUUUCGAAAAGAAAAUCAACAUUUAUUUCUUUACCUUCUCGAUUUACUUGCGGUUUUUUCAGCUAAAUCUACACAAAAUUUAAUGCCAUCCAAAAAUUUGGCAUCAAUUUUUCAACCAGGAAUUUUAUCUCAUCCCGCUCAUGACAUGGCACCUGAUCAAUAUAAAUUAUCACAAGAAGUAGUAGAAUUUCUUAUAGAUUAUCAAAUUGAUCCACCAUCUAGAUCUUCUAUGUAUGAAGAAGAUGAUGAUUAUAAUGACAAUCCAUUUUCUGACGUUCAACAAUCAGAAAUUGAAAGAAAACCUUCAAUAAAAGAUUCAUCAUCGGCAUUAAAUCGUAGUGGAUCUGGUAAAUUAGUAAGGAGUAGAACGUUACCUAGUAAAAAAACUAAAUUUGAUCGGGAAAGAAAGGAAAGAAAUGAAAACAAUGAAAAAAAUGAAAGCAGUGAAAGAAAUGAAAACAGUGAAAGAAAUGAAAGCAUUGAAAGAAAUGAAAGCAUUGAAAGAAACGAAAGUAUUGAAAAAAGUGAAAGAAGUGGGGUUGAAGGUGGUUCAACUAUUAUUGGUGAUUUUUCUUAUCAUCCCGUAACAAAAACAACGAAACCUUCAAGAAAAUUAUCAAGGUCAUCAUCAAGAAAAUCUCAUCGGAAUGUAGAUGUUGAAAAUCAAAGGAAGCUUUAA